This is a messenger RNA of Penicillium cinerascens, 1242 nucleotides long. Its product is annotated as CTD-interacting domain-containing protein. The transcript has 5 exons. The record is from RefSeq and is a predicted model, not a curated record. NCBI's taxonomy places the organism in Eukaryota, Fungi, Ascomycota, Eurotiomycetes, Eurotiales, Aspergillaceae. Gene Ontology annotation, cellular component: RNA polymerase II, holoenzyme. The coding region runs from base 1 to 1242 and encodes 413 amino acids. Gene Ontology annotation, molecular function: RNA polymerase II C-terminal domain binding. Gene Ontology annotation, biological process: mRNA 3'-end processing.
AUGGCUUACACAGACGAUGCCGUCAAGGCCAAGCUGUCGGCUCUGAACGAGAGCCAGGAGAGCAUUGUCACCGUCUCUCAAUGGGUCAUGUUUCAUCGGCGCCACGCCGAGAAGAUUGCGCAAAUCUGGCUCCAGAGGGUUCGCGACUCCCCGCCUCCCAAGCGACUCAGUCUGAUCUACCUCGCGAAUGAGGUUGCUCAGCAAUCAAAGGUGCGGAGAAGAGACGAGUUUCUGAUAGCAUUCUCUCCGAUCGUCGCAGAGGCCACGGCAAUCGCAUACAAAGGAGCGUCGAAUGAUAUUCAGGAAAAGAUACGCCGGAACGUGGAAGUAUGGAGACGACGCGAAGUCUUCGAAAUACCCAUCUUGGAUGCCAUUGAAUCUCGCAUGAAGGAAAUCGACGAGACACGUUCCACUACCAAGAAACAAACUCUCGGUGGCUCUUUCUUCAAGGAUUCCUCUGCGGGAUCUACGCCCUCUGAGCUCCAGCCGCUUGUCCCUCUCCAAAUCGCCCUUACCAAAGCUGCCAUGACUUCGAACACUUCCGCCAACACUGCAACUACCGAAUACGAGAAGAUGAAUGAUCCUCAAACUGAGCAGCCCCUUCCUCCAGUGCAGGCCGCGCGCCUCAGCCAUCUGUUGAAGACCCUAGCCAGCGCCGAAAGCUCCGUCUCGGAGGUAAUCAAGUCACGGCGCGCACUGAUCGAUGGACUCGAGAAGCUUCUUGCAACCAACCGUUCCGAGUUGACCAAGGAAGAGUCCCUUGCCUCGCAGUUGGCCGAGAGAAAGACUCAGACAGACACCAAGAAGCGCGAAGUCGAGGAUGCCAUCAUGCGCGGCUUUACCGAUGAUGGACCCGGUGCACACCACCAGAGCGCCGACAACGAGGAUGCAGGCCGACCCCAGGUCGAGGGGUUGACACCUCCCCCAGUGGAGGCCAUCACGCCCGUAGGAUCACCCAAGCCCGAGCCGUCGCAAGCCACCCAUGGCCCUUUCACCGACGAACCUGAAGAGCCUCUCCCCGAAGGAUUCUCUCUGCCCGGCAUUAGCCAACCCGACGACAGCUCUGUAUUCCCUGAUCCAUCCAACAUUUCUCCUGGCGGCGGCAAUGACUUCGAUCUCGGUGCCAAUGGAUCAGGCGCAAAGCGCCGCAAGACCACUCAUGACGAGGAAGAUUAUUCGCAGUUUGCGGGUGGAGAUCUGGAUGAUGAUGUGGCGGCACUGCUAGCGUCGCACGACAAGUAG